AUGAUUCCGCCGGAGCUCCAAACGCGGUCAUUCCGCCCUUACAUCGCCUCCUCCAUCUCCUCCCCUUCCUUCUCCUCCCCCUCCUCGUCCUCCUCCUCCUCCUUCCCCACCUCCUCUGCUUACUCUCCUAACCAAAACCCUAACCCUAACUCUCACUUCUCUUCCCAUUCGACCUCCUCUUCUAGAUCUCGUUUCUCUGCUUCUUCUUUUGCUCACAACACCCGCGUUGCCCUCGCUCUCGUUCCAUGCGCCGCUUUCCUCCUUGACCUCGGUGGCGCUCCCGUCGUCGCAACCCUAACCCUGGGGUUAAUGAUCGCUUACAUCCUUGACUCACUCAAUUUCAAAUCCGGUGCGUUUUUUGGUGUUUGGGCUUCUCUAAUUGCAGCUCAGAUCGCUUUCUUUUUUAGCUCCUCAUUGAUCUUCACUUUCAAUUCGAUUCCUCUUGGUUUGCUCGCUGCGUUCCUCUGUGCACAAACGAACUUCUUAAUCGGCGCUUGGGCUUCGCUUCAGUUCAAAUGGAUCCAAUUAGAAAACCCUACUAUCGUGCUCGCGCUUGAACGGUUGUUAUUCGCGUGUGUUCCUUUUGCUGCUUCUUCGAUUUUCACUUGGGCUACAAUCUCUGCUGUCGGUAUGCAAAAUGCUGCGUAUUAUCUGAUGAUUUUUAAUUGUGUUUUCUAUUGGAUGUUUGCAAUUCCGCGUGUUUCUUCAUUUAAAUCGAAACAAGAAUUGAAAUAUCAUGGUGGAGAGGUUCCUGAUGAUAAUUUUAUUCUCAGUCCACUAGAGGGUUGUUUUCAUACGUUGAAUUUGCUGUUCUUUCCGUUGGUAUUUCAUGUUGCCUCGCAUUACUCGGUGAUUUUCUCGUCUGCUGCGUCUGUUUGUGAUUUGUUGCUGUUGUUUUUUAUCCCGUUUCUGUUUCAACUGUAUUCAUCCACGAGGGGUGCGCUUUGGUGGGUGACCAAGAAAGCGAAUCAGUUGCAUAGCAUUCGUGUGGUGAAUGGUGCUGUUGCAUUGGUUGUUAUUGUGAUUUGUUUGGAGGUUAGAGUUGUUUUCCAUUCCUUUGGAAGGUAUAUUCAGAUUCCUCCUCCAUUGAAUUAUCUUCUUGUGACUCUGACGAUGCUUGGAGGAGCUGCUGGUGCUGGUGCUACUGCUCUUGGAAUGAUUUCUGAUGCUUUUAGUUCAGUGGCUUUUACUGCUUUAGCUGUAAUCGUCAGUUCUGCUGGAGCAAUUGUUGUGGGUUUUCCUCUACUGGUAUGCAUCUUGAUUUUUCUAAGACUUUAG
Dovyalis caffra is the source of this 1278-nucleotide messenger RNA. Lineage: Eukaryota; Viridiplantae; Streptophyta; Magnoliopsida; Malpighiales; Salicaceae. The record is from the annotation of a GenBank genome assembly.